AUCUAAAUUCAAAAGAGUAUGCGAUAGAAUUGUGAUAAAGAAAAUGACUCAGUCGAAAGAAGUAGCAGAAGAGUUGUACGAGUGUUAUACGAAAACUGCUACAAAUAUAGUUUUAUACUUUCAAGAUAAGGAGAAGAUAAUUGAUGAUUUGAAAGAUGUGGUACAAAAGAACUGUGAAAUAGAUAUUAAAUUAAGUAUGAUUCAAGAAAUAAAGGAAGAUAUCUUAAAUCAGUAUAAUGAUAGUAAUAUUACAGAAAAAAGUAUACAGAAAAUUAUCAAGGAUUAUGAGAAAGCUGUGUCUAAAAUGAAUAUUAAUAUAUCCAUAAAUGAAAGACUAUUAGAAUUUAAUAAACAAUUGGAAGCAUUAUUGAAUGAUGUAAACAAAAAUCAGGAUUCUGAAAGAAGUAACAAUGAUGAAGAAUUACAAUUGUCAGGUUCUAUAAAUGUAAUAGAUCCUAUCUCAAAAAUGAGGAUAAAAGAUCCAAUAAAAAAUAUUAUAUGUGGACAUACUUAUGAUCGUGAAAAUGUCAUGGCUUUGUUAAAAGUAAAUAAAAAAACAAGAUGUCCCAUGGUUGGAUGCAAGAAUAAGGAGUAUAUAGACAUAGCCAAUCUUCAAACAGACGUUGUAAUGAAAGUAUAUCUUCAAAGGAAUCCUGUUUAAUAUUGACAUUAAAUUAUUUUUUCUAGAUUUACUGAAAAUGUGAAUAUUACAAAUAUAAAUAAAUCACAA
Messenger RNA from Vespula vulgaris, 730 nucleotides. Its product is annotated as E3 SUMO-protein ligase NSE2-like. The record is from RefSeq and is a predicted model, not a curated record. Gene Ontology annotation, molecular function: SUMO ligase activity; zinc ion binding. Gene Ontology annotation, cellular component: Smc5-Smc6 complex; nucleus. Lineage: Eukaryota; Metazoa; Arthropoda; Insecta; Hymenoptera; Vespidae. Bases 44 to 661 code for a protein of 205 amino acids. Gene Ontology annotation, biological process: protein sumoylation; double-strand break repair via homologous recombination. The transcript is spliced from 5 exons.